Molecule: messenger RNA, 1862 nt
Organism: Cucurbita moschata (crookneck pumpkin)
Lineage: Eukaryota; Viridiplantae; Streptophyta; Magnoliopsida; Cucurbitales; Cucurbitaceae
Product: (+)-gamma-cadinene synthase-like
Exons: 7
Coding region: 31-1719 (562 amino acids)
Biological process (GO): diterpenoid biosynthetic process
Molecular function (GO): terpene synthase activity; magnesium ion binding
Source: RefSeq, a predicted model, not a curated record
UAACACUAAUUUUUCACUCUUGGGUUGAAAAUGUCUCAUCAAACUUCUUUGGUUUCUGUUUCAACAAUGAAGAGCCCAAACACUUCUAAAGUUGAACGUCCUCUUGCAAAAUAUCAUUCAAGCAUAUGGAAAGACCAUUUCCUUUCGCUAUCAACUGAAGCAAUGAAAAUAGAUGUUGUGAUGGAAGAACGAGCUAAACAGUUGAAAGCAGAAGUAAAAAAGAUGCUAAUGAUUUCUAAUAGAAAUCUUUUGGAGAAAUUAAGUUUAGUUGAUUCAAUCCAACGGUUAAGUGUAUUUUAUCAUUUUGAGAAUGAGAUUGAUCAAAUCUUAGAACAAAUAUAUGCAAACUAUAGAGACUUCACAAGUAUUGAUGGCGAUGAUGAUCUUCACACUAUCUCUCUUCUAUUUCGAUUGCUUAGACAACACGGUUAUAGAAUCCCAUGUGACAUAUUCACAAAAUUUGUAGAAAGUAAUGGAAAGUUCAAAGAAUCAUUAGCGGAGGAUGCAAGAGGAAUUUUAAGUCUAUAUGAAGCGGCAAAUAUGAGGGUGCAUGGAGAAGAUAUCCUUGAGGAAGCUCUUGAUUUUAGUGUGAAGCAUCUCAAAAAUAUUAUGGCCAACUCAAACUCCAAAUUUGGUGCUGAAAUUGAGCAUGCCUUGAAAUGGCCAUUAAGAAAAGACCUUCCAAAAUUAAAGGGGAGAGAGUACAUAACAAUGUAUCAAGAAGAUCCUUCCCAUUCUCAAACUUUACUUGCUUUUUCAAAACUGGAUUUCAACAUAUUACAGAAACUUUAUCAAAAGGAGUUGAAGGAACUCACAAGGUGGUGGAAAGAUUUGAAUGUCGAAACAAAUUUUCCUUAUGCAAGAGAUAGAAUUGUUGAGUGCUACUUUUGGACAUUGGGUGCAUACUUUGAACCUCAGUUCAAUGUUGGAAGGAAAAUAUUAACCAAAGUAAUCGCCAUUUCUUCAAUUUUAGAUGAUACAUAUGACGCCUAUGGAACAUUUGAAGAACUCCAGAUUUUCACUGAAGCAAUUCAAAGAUGGGAUAGAAGCAUGGUUAGUAUACUCCCAGAGUACAUGAAACCUUUAUAUAUAGCAAUGUUGAAUCAUUAUAAAGAAAUUAGCAAAGAAAUAGGUAUGGAUGAAAAUUCGUUUCACGUUCAUACUACAAAAGAAGAAAUAAAAAAGCUAGCUAGAUCCUACUUUGAAGAAGCUAAAUGGUUAAAUCAAAAUUACACGCCAAAAUUUAAAGAGUAUAUGGAAUGGGCAUUACAUAGCACAGGUUAUUUCUCGAUUAUAAGCGUUGCACUCAUUGGUAUGGGUGACAUAGUAACGAACGAGAUACUUGAAUGGUUUUUUAGAAAACCUAAAAUUAUUAAUGCCUCAACCAUCAUUUGUCGACUCAUGGACGACAUCAUUUCCCGCAAGUUUGAGCAAGAAAGGAAACAUGUUACGUCUGGAGUUGAAUGUUAUAUGGAGGAAUAUGAAUGUUCAGAGGAAGAAGUUUGCGUUGAAUUUCAAAAGCAAGUGGUUGAUGCAUGGAAGGACAUAAAUGAAGCAUGUCUUCAUCCACUCGAUGUUCCAAUGCCUAUUCUUAUGCGGAUUGUGAAUGUUUCAAGAGUCAUCAACCUUCUUUAUACAGAUGAGGAUGGAUACACAAAUGCAAAUGGUCGAACCAAAUUUCUUAUCGAAUCUCUUCUUGUCAAUCCAAUGCCUUGUUGAAUAUAUGUUGCACCAACAAUCUCUAUAGGACUGAAAGUUUAGACUUAAAUAAGUCCUUUUGGGUUAUGGUGGUUAGAGUGUCUUAGCCACUCCCACUCAAGUUAGAUUUUUUUUUCUUUUAUUUCAAAUAAAAACUAUAAUAA